AACAAGCGUCACCCCAAUUCUCGUACUAAGGCGCGUGAGACAACUGAAAACCGAUUGAGUCUGGUUCUGGGCAGCAGUGUCUGAAUUGAAUAAUAGCAAGAAGAGGAGGACUGAGCCAGUCGUCGGUGUGGAUGUCCCCGAUCCUUUUCUCAAAAUCUUCUAAUUUUUCCGAACUCUCUCACUUGAGUCAGAAAGAGCUUAACGAGAUGCUUCCUCCACAACCUGGAACAUUUGAAGAUCGUGAGGACCUCAUCAAAUAUGUACGUGAUUUUGGUGCUAGUCAGGGAUAUGUCGUGACUAUAAAGAAGUCUAGGAAAGAUAGAAGAGUCAUCCUUGGUUGUGAUAGAGGUGGUGUAUAUCGCAAUAGGCGAAAAAUUGAUGAAAGUAAACGCAAAAGGAAAGCAAGUUCACGCCUUAUAAAUUGUCCUUUUGAAGCUAUUGGUAAAAAAGAAGAUGAUGUAUGGGUGCUUGCUAUAAAGAAUGGGGAGCACAAUCAUGAAGCUCUAAAGGACAUGUCAGAGCAUCCUUAUAGUCGCCGUUUUACUGAGGAAGAGGUCAGGAAAAUUAAAGUAAUGACUGAAGCUGGUAUUAAACCUCGUCAAGUACUUAAGGCUCUCAAGCAAAGUAAUCCAGAGCUGCAGUCAACCCCAAGGCAUUUGUACAAUCUCAAGGCUAAGAUUCGUCAAGGAACUGUAUCAGAGAAAAGUUUUAACUCAUGGAGACCUAAUAGAUCUGUCCCUGUGAACACAAGUACAUCUAACCCUGAGGGGACAUUGACGCAAAAUAACCAGCUGCUGAAGGUUCCUAAUUUUGUUGGAGGGAAAUUUGUGGAUUCGCAUGCUAGUUCAGUCAUUGAUGUUAUCAAUCCGGCAACACAAGAGGUUGUUUCUCAAGUCCCAACAAGUACGUAUGAAGAAUUCAAAGCUGCAGUUAGUUCAGCCAAGCAAGCUUUUCCUCUGUGGAAAAACACACCUAUUACCACUCGUCAACGUAUAAUGUUCAAGCUCCAGGAGCUCAUCUACAGAGAUAUUGAUAAGCUUGCCAUGAAUAUGACAAUGGAACAGGGUAAAACAUCAAAGGGUGCUAAAGGCGAUGUGCUCCGUGGUCUAGAGGUGGUUGAACAUGCUUGUGGGGUGGGAAAUCUACAAAUGGGGGAGUUUGUUCCUAACUCUUCUAAUGGAAUUGACACAUACUGCAUUAGGGAACCUCUUGGUGUUUGUGCUGGAAUAUGCCCCUUCAACUUUCCAGCAAUGACUCCUUUAUGGAUGUUCCCUAUUGCGGUUACAUGUGGGAAUACUUUUGUCCUUAAGCCUUGUGAAAAUAAUCCAGGGGCUUCAUUGAUGCUAGCAUCACUAGCAACAGAGGCUGGUUUGCCUGAUGGUGUCUUAAAUGUUGUUCAUGGUGCUCAUGAUAUUGUAAACUACAUCUGUGAUGAUGAUGACAUUAAAGCAAUAUCCUUUGUUGGUUCAAAUGCAGCUGGGAUGCACGUAUAUGCUAGGGAAGCUUCUAGGGGAAAGCGUGUUCAGUCCAAUGUAGGAGGGAAGAAUCUUGCAAUCAUCAUGCCUGAUGCUAGUGUGGAUACCACCUUAAAUGCUCUAGUUGCUGCUGGUUUUGGUGAUGCAGGCGUGGCUAUCAGCACAGCUAUUUUUGUUAGGGGUUCAAUUCCAUGGGAAAGAGAACUUGUGGAUCGUGCAAAAUCCCUCAAAGUCAAUGUGGGAACUGAUCCCAAUGCUGACCUUGGUCCAGUAAUUUCUAAAGAGGCAAAGGAUCGCAUAUGCAGAUUAGUUCACAACAGUCUCGAGAGUGGUGCUAGACUUUUGCUUGAUGGGAGAAAAGUUGUGGUUCCAGGUUAUGAGAAUGGGAGUUUUGUUGGUCCUACAAUCUUAAGUGAUAUUACAACCAACAUGGAUUGCUACAAGGAAGAGAUAUUUGGACCGAUUCUUCUUUGUAUGCAGGUUGACAGCCUUGAAGAGGCGAUCAUGAUUGUUAACAGAAACAGGUAUGUUAAUGGAGCUUCAAUAUUCACCACAUCUGGUAUUGCUGCAAGAAAGUUCCAGAAUGAAGUAGACGCUGGGCUGGUUGGGAUCAAUGUUUCUGUUCCAGUUCCGUUGCCAUUUUCAUCAUUCAGUGGAUCAAAGGCCUCUUUCUCUGGCAAGUCAGGAGUUCAAUUUUACACCCAAAUCAAAACUGUUGCCCAACAGUGGAAAGAUUUAUCAAGCCUAGUAUUGCCUUUAGCUGUGCCUCCACCUUCAGAGAAAGAUAUGACAGGAAGAGCUGCAUGUUCAGCCUUGCCUUCUUCAUCAGAUAGAGAUUCAGCAAGCCAAAGGGGGUCACCAUCUAUGCAUUCAGAAUCUGAGACGGAUUCUCCAAGCCAUGGAGUUUCACUCCCAGUCACUUCAUCUGAGGCAGAUUUACCAAACCCAGGAGUGUCAUCUGUGUCUUCGACAGCUGAUAGAGAUUUGCCAAGCCAAGGUGUCUACUUGCCACCCACAUCAGAGAGGGAAUUAUCCAAUGGAGAAAUGUCGCUAGCUCUGCCUCCAACAACAGAUCGGGAUUUACCUAGCCAAGGAGUAUCAAUAACCUCUACCCAGAUAUCUGAGAGGAUGUAUAUGCCACAGGCAUCCAGGUGGAAUGAAACCUCACAUCCAACCUCUCAAAGGAAUGACACGCUUCCACCAACAUCUGAAAGAAUUCACACGGCAACGUCUCAGAGGAAUGACAACACAACGCUGGCUUCUCAGAGGGCUGACAUCAAUAUGGCCCUAACUUCUGAGAGGGUAUAUAUACCUGCCUCCCAUGAUACAAUGGGUUCAAUGUCACAUAGAAAUGACAGUAUGGCCGCAACAUCUCACCGAGUUGAUGCUAAUGUUCAUCCAAGUUCCGAGAGGGUAUAUAUGCUAACAUCUCAUCUGGGUGACAGUAUGACUCAAACACUUCAAAGGUCUGAUACCAUGUUCACGACAUCUGAGAGGCUAUACAUGCUGGCCACAUCUCAUCGGAGUGACCACAUUGGUUUGACCACUCAGAGGAACGAUAUUGCUCUACAUUCGACUUCAGAGAGGAUAUACAUGUCUGCAGCAUCUCAGAGGAAUGACAAUCUGACUGCUGCUUCUCAACCAACUGAUUCCAUGCCUUCAACAUCAGAGAGAAUGUACAUGUCUUCUAUUGUUCAGAGAAAUGCUGCCAUGCCACCAACAUCUGAGAGAUUAUAUAUGCACGGUACAUCUCCAAGGUUAUAUCCUCAAAACCCAAUAAUAUCAAUGGAAGAAUUUCCAAGCCAAGGACCAUCAGUGUCUCUACCAUCAUCCCAAAGGAUAUAGGACAGAUUCCAGAGCCAUCUAUGCUUUGGGGAAUCAGGAACCAGUGAACAAAGCGAUCUCGGUGUCAAAGAAGCUUCUUGUUUUUGUUGAAUCAUAAUGGACACUUCUUUCAGGUGUAGGCUACUGGUACUAGUCAUAACUCCCUUUCUCAAAAUUAACAAGCCACCUGAAGAAAAGAAGUUUACGAGGGGGUUCUGGGAGAGGAAAUAGAGAUAAAAAGGAAGUCUCUUAUACCUAAUGAGUUAUUGAAGCAGAGGAAAAUCCACUGGUUCUUGGUUUGCCUCUCAAUAAUAAAUUGGGUUUAUGGCCAAGAAAAUUGAAGCUUUAUGCUUGAAAGUGAAAUGUGAAAUGAAGAGCCAUUAUCAUAUUGAAAGUACAUCUGAGGGCCCAAAAUCUGCCCAUUAUACCAUCCAAUCUUUAGAAUUUAUGUCCAUGAGACUGAAGAAUAAGCAGUAACAUUAGAUUGAGAAUUUCACUUGGCAUUUGAUUAUUAUGGGGCAAUUAAGGAAAGUCUAGCAUGUUUUAGCUUUGACUUGAAGCAUAUGAUGCGGUAUCUCACAAUGGAACGACUUAUUUUUCCCUCGUUUCCUGUAAACCAAGAAUUGGGAUACUUUUUUUCUUUGGUCCAACUUAUUUAGAAGUUUCACUAAUUGCUCGAGCAAUUGUUCGUAUUUAUUUUCUUUCUCUAACUUGUGUGUACCUUUUUUACAAGGGAAAUUCUCUCUAUAUGUUUGAUUAAUGGAUCUAAAAUUUAGUUCCAAAGAA
This is a messenger RNA of Humulus lupulus (European hop), 4085 nucleotides long. RefSeq lists its product as uncharacterized. Lineage: Eukaryota; Viridiplantae; Streptophyta; Magnoliopsida; Rosales; Cannabaceae. Gene Ontology annotation, biological process: L-valine catabolic process; thymine catabolic process. The record is from RefSeq and is a predicted model, not a curated record. Gene Ontology annotation, molecular function: methylmalonate-semialdehyde dehydrogenase (acylating, NAD+) activity; malonate-semialdehyde dehydrogenase (acetylating, [NAD(P)+]) activity; DNA-binding transcription factor activity, RNA polymerase II-specific. Gene Ontology annotation, cellular component: mitochondrion. The transcript has 20 exons. The coding region runs from base 132 to 3320 and encodes 1062 amino acids.